AGCUUCAGGCUUCUCUCCUCCUCACUGUGUGUCCAAGGCCGGCCGGAUGGCUGUCUUACUAAAGGCCGGGGCUUUGGCCGGCUCUCAGCGGCUUGUCUCUUUCCUCUGCCCGGUGGCCGGUUCCGACAAUGUGCUUAUGGCAGCAAGCAUGGAUAACUGGAAAUGAGCUGCAAUGGAAACUCCUUCGUCAGAGUAACUAGUAUAUUUUGAUGUCUGAAUCUGCAAUCAAAAUGAGUGAUGUUCAGGCCACGGUGGAAUUUUCAGUGGAGCUCCAGAAAUUCUACAAUGUGGAUUUAUUUCAAAGAGGAUUUUACCAGCUUCGAGCAUCCAUGAAAAUCCCUCCCCGUAAUCCACACAAAAUUGAAGCAAGCCUUUUACGUGUCACAGGUGAUGAUCUAGCUUUUCCAGCUUCAGUGCAAGAUACUGUAGUCUGCAGUAAAAUCUUUCAAAUAUUGUACAAAAAUGAGGAGGUUGCAGUUAAUGAUGUAAUGAAUUUUAAAAUCAAGAUGCUCCUGGAUGAAAGGAAGAUUGAGGAAACUUUAAAUGAGAUGGUGUUUCAACUUUCUAUUGACCUGUAUUUUACAGAAACUAUAUAGAUACCAAAUGACCUGAACGCCUUGCAACUAAUUAGUAGUCGAAAUUUAAAGUUGCACUUUAACCUACAUAGAGGCCUUCAUCACCACAUCAAUUUGAUGUUUGAUUACUUUCACCUCUCAGUCAUAUCUGUUGUAGUUCAUGGUUCUUUGGUUGCUUUGCAUCAACCACUCAUCAGCUUUCACCGUGCAAUGAAGAACACCUGGUUAAACAGAAAUGCUCCCACCCAGAAUAAAGAGUCUGCAAUCCCAACCCUGGAAAGUGUAGUGUUUGGCAGUAACUACACAAAGCAGCUGUCUGCAGAUGGCAACAGCUUUGUGGUUCAAGAAUGUUUCCUACAACAUGCCUACAACUUUCAUUAUACACUGUGUGCCUGUUUGCUGGUAUCAUUUAAGGGGUUAUACAGCUAUUUCAUGACUGUAACAAAAGAGUUACCUUCCUCCCUCAAACUGGAGUUGGCCAAGCCCCGCAUGCAGGUCCUUUAUGAACGUCUGCUCAGAAGAAAAAAUCCGUGGCCUCCGACAGAAGCUGCUUCGGAAAAAAUUGAUGUUGAUGCCCGUCUAUCGGAACUAUGUGAAGAUGUUAAGAAAAUAGAUAAUCCUGAUGAACUAGCAGAGCUGAUUAACAUGAACCUUGCACAGCUUUGUUCUCUACUGAUGGCACUUUGGGGACAAUUUCUUGAAGUUAUCAUCUUGCAGGAUGAAAUUACAGUAAUGGUAGCACAAGAACAUCAUAUACUAAGAGUACGUAGAUUUGCAGAAGCGUUCUUUUGCCUCGAGCAUCCUAGACAAGCAGCCCUGGCAUACCAAGAAUUGCAUGCCCAGAGCCAUCUUCAGAUGUCAACAGCAAUUAAGAAUUCAUCCUACUUCAGUUCCCUUCCUCCUCUCCCUCUAGAGUGCAGUGAACUGGAUGGGGACUUUAACUCGCUACCUAUUAUUUUUGAAGAUAGGUAUUUAGAUUACAUUAUGGAAGAUUUGGAUGGACCUUGGCUGGGAGUUCAGCACUUGCAACGAUCAGAUUCUAGCAAACCUGAGAAAUUUGACGAGGAGGGAUAUGUUUGUGCUCCUGGAAGCCCAGAACUAAAAGUCAGAGCUGAAGGUGUCUCUGCUUCAUCUUGGUGUGCUGAAAGUGAAAAGCCUUUUACAAAGAUGAAAAAAAAUGAUGACGAUAAAUCAAAAACAAAAGGAAAUAAACUUAUGAAGACCAUGAAAACUGAUAAUCCAAAAAAAAUGGUAAAGCAGAAUUCUAAGGAUUCUGUGGUUUUAGUAAGCUACAAAUGUUUAAAAGCUGCUACAGCAGAGGCUAUGUCUAAAUCAUUUGAAGGCAGGCCUUCACAUUGCCACAAAGAUGGACAUAACCUUCAUCCAGGUUUUUCAGCAAGUGAGACAAAGUCAUCUGGAUUGCAAGCUUGGCAAAAACGACACAACUCUCUCCCAUCUACUACAGUGACAACCAAGCCACCGUCUACAAGUAGUGAAAGUAUUCACAGAAGCCACGGCAGCGCUUGGGAUUCUUGCAAUUUAGCAUCUUUUUCCACUUCCGCCAAUUCAGGUACACUUGGCACACAACAAGCAGGUACUGGAUUUACAUAUGUGGAUAAUAUUUUAGCAGGGGUAGAAAAAUGCCACUCUGGCCACCCCACUGUACCCUCUGGUUUGAGGACAAUAGAGGUUAAGCCAAGUAACAAAAACUCAUAUGAAGGGGAAAAAGUAACUGUUAUUUUUAGCUCCAAGUCAGAGGGUGCUAAAAAUAUGGCAUUUAAGGACAGCAUACAGGAGCAAGACUUUGCUGCGUCGCCCGGGCCAGUAACCCCAUCACUGGAGCCAGAUUCUGUAUUUGAUAAAGAAGUUGUACAGGAAACUAAUCUAAAACUGUCUGGAAAUGAAGAUCCUCUUACCAGGCCUAAAAACAACCAAGUACAUAGUGGCAGUAAAGAGGUCCACAUUAUAGUAAGUGGAGACACAAUAAAGCUGCCUGAUCUCAGCAUCACCUGUGCAUCUUCAAGAUUUUCUGAUUCUGGUGUGGAAAGUGAACCCAGCUCUUUUGCAACCCAUCCAAAUCCAGAACUCUUGGAAAAUGUGACUGAGCAUGAUCCUGUGUCAAAUGACAAGGUAUUUGCACCUCUUUUGCUGAAACCAGAAUCUAACGUAAAAGCCACCAUUGAAAGCCACUGCACAGAAAGCACAAGUGCUCUGAGUGAAAUCCAGUCUUCUUUGACAUCCAUAAACUCUUUACCAUCUGAUGAUGAUGAACUUUCCCCUGAUGAAAGUUCCAGGAUUUCUGUUGUGCCCGAGAGCCAGAUGAGAGACAGCAAAACUGUUCUUGACUUGGGUACAGUUGAAUUGCCAAAGUUUGAUUCCCUUAAAUCUAACGUUCUCUUACAGCCUCAAAGUGUUGUGUUUUCUGACACAGACAAUGUCCCUGUUCAUUCCUCUCUUUCAAAUAUCAGAGAACUUUUUCAAUUUGCUAUUUCCGAUGAGGAAACUCCAAAUGAAGUUAAGAGUAUUCCUGUACCCCCUACUGGCUCCAUAACCACUUUUAGAGAACUCCCAAUCCUAGAAACCCCUUAUGACACCCAAAUUGCACUCGAAUCUGAAGUUAUUAAUGUGGGAGAGCAGUCAGUGGUAUCUGGUUCUGUUGUUCUGGAUGAGGACAUUUUGUUGCAAACUGUCAAAGAGAAAUAUAGUGAUGAGAAACCAAAACUAUCAAACCAAGACAUGUCUAAAGCUGGGAGUACAGGUCCUCCUGCUGCUAUAAUUUCUUCCAGUAACAGCACUGACAUUGUCAAACAGGGUUUAGUAGAAAAUUAUUUUGGCUCUCAAAGUAGCACUGAUAUUUCUGACAUUAGCCCUGCAGAGGAUUUUAAGUAUGUCAGUCCUGCCAAGGAAACGGUAAAGUUACAGCCAGUCUGCCCAUUGCUGCAAGAGGAUGAGGAUGAUGAUGAUGAGGAGGAACAAGAUGAAGAAAUUAUUGAGAAUGGCUACUAUGAAGAAACAGAUGGCCCAUUAUACAAAUCUGAGGAUCCUGAAUGUGAAGUUAUCCAUGAUUCUGCACAUGAUAACUGUUUGAGGUCUGAGAGGAUUGGCUCUGAAUACUUAAAAGAUUCACUGAACAUGCCUGGUGUUUGUUCAACCAGUUGUCUAUCUUUUUCAUAUAUUUUAAAAGACUCCCCUUGCGGAACUGUUUUUAUGUCAAGGAAUACACUUGACACUAUAACAAAGCAACCGGGUGGGGCAAUGCUUGGAUCAUGCUCCUCAUCUAUUGCUUGGUAUGAAAGCUCUCCAAAGCCUUUAAUGCUAGCGUUCCUUCAGGCCAAAGAAGAAUUAAAGCAAUUAAAACUUCCUGGAUUUUUGUAUAGCGAUGUGACUCAGUUGGCUUCCACAGCUCCAUACUUCAGUGUGGAGGAUGACGACAGUUCUGAUGAGGGAAUCCAUUUGAUUGUGUGUGUACAUGGGCUGGAUGGUAAUAGCGCUGACCUCCGCUUAGUGAGAACCUACAUAGAACUUGGACUACCUGGAGGGCGAAAAGACUUCCUUAUGUCAGAAAGGAAUCAGAAUGAUACAUUUGCUGACUUUGAUUCAAUGACAGAUCGUCUUCUAGAUGAAAUUAUACAGUAUAUUCAGAUCUACAAUCUGGCUAUUUCAAGGAUCAGCUUUAUAGGACACUCAUUGGGGAAUUUAAUUAUACGAUCAGUUCUUUCACGGCCAAGGUUUAAAUGUUAUCUUGGCAAGUUGCACACUUUCCUUUCUUUAUCUGGUCCACAUUUGGGUACACUCUACAACAGCAGUGCUCUUGUCAAUACAGGCUUGUGGUUCAUGCAAAAAUGGAAAAAAUCUGGCUCAUUAUUACAGCUGACAUGUCGUGACCACUCAGAUCCUCGACAAACCUUCCUGUACAAACUAAGCAAGAAACCAGGUCUGGAACACUUCAGAAAUGUGGUUCUGGUCAGUUCCCUACAGGAUCGAUAUGUACCCUAUCACUCUGCUCGCAUUGAAAUGUGCAAAACUGCUCUUAAGGACAAACAGUCAGGGCCAGUGUAUGCGGAGAUGAUCCAAAACAUCCUUCUACCAGUUCUGCAGAACAAAGACUGUAACCUAGUGCGGUACGACGUCAUUCAUGCGUUGCCCAAUACAGCCAAUUCUCUCAUAGGACGAGCAGCGCACAUCGCGGUUCUUGAUUCUGAAGUAUUUUUGGAAAAAUUCUUUCUGGUCGCUGGCCUUAGAUACUUCCAGUAGAAGGAAGAAAGACUGCCAGAUGCUUAUGUAAUACCUCAUUAACAAUAAAUCUCAAACUAUGUGGUAUUAAAGUGUUAGCUGCCAUUGUAUUUUGAGUUAUAUUUAUAAAUUGUUCACUUUUUUUCUCUCCUUUUACUGGAAGAUAAUUUAUAUCAUCCAAUUUGAAAUACAUUAGUGGUUUGUUAAUUUAUAUUUAUGGAAGUCAUCACCACCUCCUACAAAUUUUAAAUCGGUUUACCAUUUCAGAAUACAUCACAAUAUUUGUAAAGGCCUGGCUCAGUUGUUUUUACACAGUCUAGCAAUGUCAUUUUAUGUACGCAGCUCUGUACCAUGAAUAUGGUGGAGUUUAACCAUCAGCUCAAAACAGAAUUGCCUAUCGAUGUUAUGUCCUGACACAAGCAAACUGAUACACAAGGUCAGCUGGACUGACUAUAUGGUAACCCUCAACAUGCUUCUAACAUCCAUUUGUCCCACAAUAGAUGU
Messenger RNA from Nanorana parkeri, 5312 nucleotides. It is a transcript of the gene FAM135A, whose product is annotated as family with sequence similarity 135 member A. The transcript has 22 exons. Lineage: Eukaryota; Metazoa; Chordata; Amphibia; Anura; Dicroglossidae. The record is from RefSeq and is a predicted model, not a curated record.